CAAACGUCAAAGUGUGAGGUUCUUCUUGAUUUCUGUUUGCAUUUUUAGUGUGUUUUUAGACAAAAAAAAAUUUCAUUAUGUACCGUAAGCCAGAAGCUGCUAAAAUACAAGAAUUGAGAGAUAUUGCUCAUCGCUUACGUAUCCACUCAAUCACAUCAACUCAAGCAUCCAAAUCUGGACAUCCUACGUCAUGUGCUUCUAUCGCAGAAGUACUUUCGGUUUUGUUCUUCAAUACUAUGCGUUAUAAAUUGUCAGCUCCACGUGAUGAAUCAUCCGAUCGAUUUGUCUUAUCAAAAGGACAUGCAGCUCCAAUUUUGUAUGCAGCAUGGGCUGAGGCUGGUCUAUUUCCAAUUAGUGACUUGCAGAAUUUACGUAAAAUUGACUCCGAUUUGGAAGGACAUCCAACACCACGUUUGAAUUUUAUUGAUGUUGGAACUGGAUCUUUGGGUCAAGGAUUAUCAAUUGGAGCCGGUAUGGCUUAUGUUGGAAAGAAUUACGAUAAGGCAAGCUAUAGAACUUAUGUUCUUGUCGGUGAUGGAGAAUCCGCUGAAGGUUCAAUUUGGGAAUCUUUACACUUUGCUGGGCAUUACAAAUUGGACAAUUUGUGUGUCAUUUUUGAUGUCAAUCGUCUCGGACAAUCGGAACCAACAAGUUUACAGCAUUCAAUGGAAGUUUAUCGCAAACGUUUAGAUGCAUUUGGAUUUAAUGCAAUUGUUGUUGAUGGACAUGAUAUUGAGGAGUUGUGUCGUGCAUUUUUUGAAGCUGAACAGACAAAAGGACGUCCAACAGCCAUCAUUGCAAAGACGUUUAAAGGAAAAUUCUUCCCAAAUAUUGAAGAUCUUGAAAAUUGGCAUGGAAAGCCACUCGGUGACAAUUCUAAGGAAGUCAUUGACUAUUUGAGCAGUUUGAUUAAGAAUAAAGGUGCUUUGAAUCUUUCACCAUCAUCUCCAAUCGAUUUAGCACCAAAAGUUUCAAUCUCAAAUAUCACAUUAUCAUCUGACCCAAGCUAUAAAUUAGGGGAACAAGUUGCAACACGUUUAGCUUACGGAACUGCUUUGGCAAAGAUCGCAGCCUCAAAUGAUCGUGUUAUUGCCUUGGAUGGUGAUACAAAGAAUUCAACAUUUUCUGAAAAGUUGAAGAAAGUUUAUCCAGAACGUUAUAUUGAAUGUUUUAUUGCUGAACAGAAUCUCGUUGGAGUCGCAAUUGGAGCUGCUUGCCGUGACCGCACCGUCGCAUUUGUAUCGACUUUCGCGACAUUCUUUACUCGUGCAUUUGAUCAAAUCAGAAUGGGUGCAAUUAGUCAAACAAAUGUUAACUUUUGCGGAUCACAUUGUGGUGUUAGUAUUGGAGAAGAUGGACCAAGUCAGAUGGGCUUAGAAGAUAUUGCCUUAUUCAGAACAAUUCCUGGUUCGACUGUUUUCUAUCCAAGUGAUGCAGUUAGUACUGAACGGGCCGUAGAACUUGCCGCGAACACUAAAGGAGUUUGUUAUAUUCGUACAUCAAGACCAAAUACGGAAGUAAUUUACUCAAGUGAUGAGAAAUUCGUUAUUGGAAAGUCUAAAGUGGUUAAGCACUCAGCAAAUGAUCAGCUCUUAAUUAUUGGAUCAUGUGUUACUUUAUAUGAAGGCUUAAAGGCUGCCAAGGAAUUAGAAGGACUUGGAAUUAAUGCUCGUGUUUUAGAUCCAUUCACAGUUAAGCCUUUAGAUCGUGAUGGAAUCAUUGCAAAUGCAAAAGAAUGUGGUGGACGAAUUGUUGUGGCUGAAGAUCAUUAUCGUGAAGGAGGAUUAGGCGAAGCUGUAUUGUCAGUGGUCUCUGAUCAAAGAAAUAUUGUUGUCAAGCACUUAUUUGUACCAGAAGUUCCACGUUCAGGUCCACCAACUGUUUUGAUUGACAUGUUUGGAAUUAGCUCACGUCAUAUCGUUGCUGCUGCACAAGAAAUCAUGAAAUUAUAAAUUCAUUCCCAUUUUUUUUUACAAUUUUUUUUAGAAAAAAAGCAUUUUUAAUUGGACAUUCCUCAUAAAAACUAUUUGUUUCAUUCCCUGGAAAUUUUAUGCUAUAUGCUGUAUACAUUGUUAAUCUGGCAAUCAAAAUAUGAGAAAAUAAAAGUUUAAAGCUUUCACUGUAAUAGAAA
Chironomus riparius is the source of this 2131-nucleotide messenger RNA. The record is from the annotation of a GenBank genome assembly. Lineage: Eukaryota; Metazoa; Arthropoda; Insecta; Diptera; Chironomidae.